Nicotiana tabacum (common tobacco) is the source of this 1484-nucleotide messenger RNA. Its product is annotated as phospholipase A1-IIgamma-like. NCBI's taxonomy places the organism in Eukaryota, Viridiplantae, Streptophyta, Magnoliopsida, Solanales, Solanaceae. Gene Ontology annotation, molecular function: glycerophospholipid phospholipase A1 activity. Gene Ontology annotation, biological process: lipid metabolic process. The record is from RefSeq and is a predicted model, not a curated record.
UGAUAAGCACAUACCAAGAAGAAACAAAGAGAGUAAAAAACAUAAAAGAAGAAAUAGAAUGGCAAGUAUGGCUGAGAAAUGGGAGCAACUUAGUGGCAAAAACAAUUGGGAAGGGCUUUUAGAUCCAUUGGAUGUUGAUCUUCGUAAAUAUAUUAUUCAAUAUGGAGAAUUGGCUCAUGUAACUUAUGACACCUUCAUCGAUGAGAAAGCAUCCAAAUAUGCAGGAGCUAGCAGAUACUCGAUGGAAAAUCUUUUUACUAGAGCAGGACUUGACCCACUCAAGUAUAAAGUAACCAAAUACUUUUAUGCAACUUCAUCCAUUCCACUCCCUAGUGCUUUCCUUGUAAAAUCAUUGUCAAGGGAAGCAUGGAAUAAGGAAUCAAAUUUUAUGGGGUAUAUUGCUGUGGCUACUGAUGAGGGUAAAGUUGCACUGGGAAGGAGGGAUAUCGUAAUUGCUUGGCGAGGAACAAUUCAGACACUGGAGUGGGUUAAUGACCUUGAAUUUUUACUUAUCCCUGGACCAAAAGUAUUUGGUGAUGGGGGUUUACUUCCUUUGUUCCAACCAUUGGUGCAUCAUGGCUUCUAUAAUAUUUAUACAUCAGAAGAUCCACGAUCAAUGUUUAAUCAGGCUAGUGCCAGAGACCAGGUUCUUGAAGAAGUGAAACGAUUGGUUGAGGAAUAUAAAAAUGAAGAGGUUAGCAUAACAGUGGCUGGCCAUAGCCUAGGUGCAUCACUUGCGACCCUAAAUGCAGUUGACAUAGCUUUCAAUGGAUUCAACAAAACGAGCAGUGGCAAGGAGUUUCCAGUGACAGCUUUUGUAUUCGCAAGUCCUAAAGUUGGGGAUCUCAAUUUUCAGAAGGCCUUUUCCAAACUGAAAAAUCUUCAUAUCCUAAGAAUUCAUAACCUAUUAGACAUUGUUCCGAAAUACCCACCCAUUGGCUAUAUAGACGUUGGUGAGGAAAUAAUAAUUGACACCACAAAAUCCCCGUAUUUGAAGCUUAAUCCUGGAGACCCACACACAAGGCAUAAUUUGGAGGGUUAUUUGCAUGGAAUUGAUGGGACUCAAGGAAUAGGAGUUUUAGCAGGUUUUAAACUAGAGGUGAAUCGUGAUCUCGCACUUGUCAACAGGAUAUGGGACAUGCUAAAAGAUGAAUAUUGUAUACCUGCAGCUUGGUGGACUGAGAAGCACAAAGGAAUGGUUCAACAAGAAGAUGGAACUUGGCUUCUCUUGGAUCGCGAGGACUAUGACUUAGUCAGAGACAUAUGAUUUUAUAUGUGUGGCUUUAGUUUAUUUCUUUUCAUGUAAUGUUUGAAUAAAGGGGGUUUAGAAGAUGUUGAAUAAAGGGGUUUUUCGCGAGCUUGAAAAAGAGCACAUCAUCUACCAUAUAUUGGAAAUGAGUGUUGCGGAAUCUCAUUGUCGAUCUGUUUGUAAAAUUUGUGUACUUGUCUUAAAUUACGUGUCAAUUGUUGUUAUAUUUUAAUUA